Brassica rapa (field mustard) is the source of this 681-nucleotide messenger RNA. RefSeq names its product FBD-associated F-box protein At4g10400. The record is from RefSeq and is a predicted model, not a curated record. NCBI's taxonomy places the organism in Eukaryota, Viridiplantae, Streptophyta, Magnoliopsida, Brassicales, Brassicaceae.
AUGUGGCUUGCAACUGCACUUUCACGCAACCUUUGCGAGCUCUUUCUUAUUAAUGAGUAUUCCAACGAGAAGCCAAAUAUAUUGCCUAGUAGAUUGUAUACCUGCAAAUCGCUCGUGAUCUUGAAACUCCGUGGCGAGAUUCGUCCGGAUGUUCCUCGUCUGAGCUGUCUUCCCUCUCUCAAAACUUUGGAACUUCUACUUGAUAAAUACUUUCAAGGAGGACCUCUUAGACGGUUUCUAUUUAUUUGUCCUGUUCUUGAAAACCUGUUGAUGAAUUGCGGUUGGGACGAUUACGAUAAGGGACUGAUCACUGUUACCGUCCCCUCUUUGCAGCGUUUAACAUUAUAUUUGCAUAGUCAAACUGAAGGAGGUAUGUUGCCACGUGGGUUAGUGAUAGAUUCUCCUUCUUUGAAGUAUUUGAAACUCCGGGAUCGUCAUCAAUGGAGUCGUCCCGGAUUUUCGAUUGAGACUAUGCCUGAUUUAGAGGAGGCAUAUGAUCAUGAUGAUAGGGACUAUGAGGAACUAAUAAGUACUGUUCGCACCGUUCGUGAAAGUGUUCUGUCUAAUUUACGAACUUUUAACUGGUCAAGAUACUUUGAAAGAAGACCACAGGAGAUGGAUCUUGCGGUUUACAUCCUAGGAGAAAAAUGGUCUCUUAAAGAUUGCAACAAUCUCGUCUGA